Messenger RNA from Colletotrichum karsti, 3498 nucleotides. Its product is annotated as calcium-translocating p-type atpase. Bases 1 to 3498 code for a protein of 1165 amino acids. Gene Ontology annotation, cellular component: intracellular membrane-bounded organelle; membrane. Gene Ontology annotation, molecular function: P-type calcium transporter activity; ATP hydrolysis activity; ATP binding. Gene Ontology annotation, biological process: calcium ion transmembrane transport; intracellular calcium ion homeostasis. The transcript has 3 exons. Lineage: Eukaryota; Fungi; Ascomycota; Sordariomycetes; Glomerellales; Glomerellaceae. The record is from RefSeq and is a predicted model, not a curated record.
AUGGCGUCUCUCGCACCUCCUCAGUUGCGCGUCGAUACCCGCAAUCCUCGCGGUAAUGACAACGACGACGCGAUAACGCCGUCUCCCAUAUCGACACAUUCAAACCCCUUUCUUACGCCGGCAAUCAGCUCCGCAACAAGUAUGCAUUCGAGCACUACAACAGUCGUGCCCGAAGACCCGGAUACGGCCCUCCGACCCGACCCCGGCACAGAAUCCGACUUCGUCGUCGAUAAUAAUCCAUUUGCAUUUAGCCCUGGGCACCUCAACAAACUUUUAAAUCCUAAAUCAUUGCCUGCGUUUUUGGCACUCGGAGGACUUCGGGGAAUCGAGAAGGGACUGCAAACAGACGUCAAAUCUGGUCUGUCGCAGGAUGAGGCUUCAGUUCGGGGGCAUGUCAGCUUCCUCGAGGCUACUGGCCACAAAGAGCCGACUAUCGCCACCAUAGGCGCUCAGCCAUCAUCUGCGCACCGCGCCGACGGCAAUGGUUUUACCGAUCGCAUCCGAGUUUACGGCAGAAACGUCCUGCCUCCUAAGAAGGCCACGCCGCUUUGGAAGUUGAUGUGGAAUGCUUACAACGACCACGUUAUCAUUUUGCUUACCGUUGCCGCGGUGAUCUCAUUAGCACUUGGUCUUUACGAAACAUUCGGCACUGAGCAUUCGGGUCAAUCUUACGAAUGGAUAGAGGGUGUUGCGAUUAUCGUCGCCAUUUUGAUUGUUACACUUGUCGGGUCACUCAACGACUGGCAGAAGGAACGCGCCUUUGUCCGGCUUAAUGCCAAAAAGGAGGACCGCGAAGUCAAAGUCAUCCGCUCUGGCAAGUCUCACAUGAUCAACGUUGCAGAGGUCCUGGUCGGCGACGUUAUCCAUCUCGAACCUGGUGAUCUCGUCCCUGUGGACGGCAUCUUCAUCAGUGGCCAUGAUUUGAAGUGCGACGAAUCGUCAGCCACCGGCGAGUCUGACGCCCUGAAGAAGACUGGCGGCGAUGCGGUUUUCAAUGCCUUGCAAUCCGGCCAGGCCGUCAAGGAGCUCGACCCUUUCAUCAUCUCCGGAGCCAAGGUCCUUGAAGGCGUGGGAACUUUCGUCUGCACCUCUGUUGGCACCAACUCCAGCUUUGGAAAGAUCAUGAUGUCCGUCCGCACCGAGACUGAGGCGACACCCUUGCAGAAGAAGCUUGAGGGCCUAGCAAUGGCAAUUGCCAAGCUUGGAAGCAGCGCAGCCCUGUUCCUGUUCUUCGUCCUCCUCAUCCGCUUCCUCGCGGGACUGCCUAAUGACUCUCGCCCUGGAGCUGAGAAAGCCUCCUCGUUCAUGGAUAUCUUGAUUGUGGCUAUUACGAUCAUCGUUGUGGCUGUCCCUGAAGGUCUCCCUCUGGCCGUCACACUCGCACUGGCAUUUGCUACCACCCGGCUUCUGAAGGAAAACAACCUCGUUCGUGUUCUCCGGGCAUGCGAGACGAUGGGAAACGCUACGACGAUCUGUUCCGACAAGACGGGAACUCUCACGACGAACAAGAUGACGGUCGUUGCUGGUACCUUUGGAUCUGCUAGCUUCUCCAAGGCUUCCGACGGCGAAAAGACGACGUCUGCUGUCGAGUUCGCCCAGUCCCUCCCUACCGCCACCAAGGAGCUCAUCGUCCAAUCCGUCGCCAUCAACUCCACUGCUUUCGAGGGCGAGGAAGACGGCCAGGCCACUUUCAUCGGUUCCAAGACCGAGACGGCGCUGCUGAACUUCGCAAAGGAUCACCUUGGUAUGCAGGCUUUGGCCGAGACCCGGGCUAACGCGGAGGUUCCGCAGAUGAUGCCCUUCGACUCUGGCAAGAAGUGCAUGGGCGCGGUCAUCAAGUUGCCCGGUGAUGCCGGCUACAGACUGAUUGUCAAGGGCGCUUCCGAGAUUCUCCUGGGAUACUGCUCGCAGAAGCUGGACGUCUCCGAUCUUUCCACUUCGACGUUGGGGCAGUCCGAUCGCCAGUCCCUCGAGGCCACCAUCGAGACCUAUGCCAAGCAGUCUCUUCGUACCAUCGCUCUCAUCUACCAGGACUUCCCCCAAUGGCCUCCCCACGGUGUCAACGCUACCUCUGAGGGUCACGUCGAUCUCGGCGACGUUCUUCAUGACCUCGUCUUCAUCGGAGUCGUCGGUAUCCAAGAUCCGGUCCGUCCUGGCGUGCCUGAAGCUGUCAGAAAGGCGAAGCAUGCUGGUGUCGUCGUUCGCAUGGUUACUGGAGACAACGCCGUCACGGCCCAGGCCAUUGCUACCGAGUGCGGUAUCUUCACAGAGGGCGGUAUCAUCAUGGAGGGUCCCGUCUUCAGAACUCUGACUACUGAAGCGAUGGAUGAGGCCUUGCCCCGUCUGCAAGUCUUGGCCCGAUCCUCCCCUGAGGACAAGCGCAUUUUGGUCACUCGUCUCAAGGCUCUGGGCGAGACCGUCGCUGUGACUGGUGACGGUACUAACGAUGCGCCUGCCCUGAAGGCCGCGGACGUCGGUUUCUCGAUGGGUAUCUCAGGUACUGAGGUGGCUAAGGAGGCUUCCGCCAUUGUGCUCAUGGACGACAACUUCACAUCCAUCGUGACGGCUCUCAAGUGGGGCCGCGCGGUGAACGACGCCGUCCAAAAGUUCCUUCAGUUCCAAAUCACUGUCAACAUCACCGCUGUCCUCCUCGCCUUCAUCACCGCCGUCUCCAGCCCGACGAUGGAAUCCGUCCUCACCGCGGUCCAACUCCUGUGGGUUAAUCUCAUCAUGGACACCUUCGCCGCCCUGGCGCUCGCCACCGACCCCCCUACCGAAAAGAUCCUCGACCGCCUUCCGCAGGGCAAAAAGGCACCUCUAAUCACGAUCAACAUGUGGAAGAUGAUUAUCGGCCAGGCCAUCUUCCAACUCACCGCCACCCUGAUCUUGCACUUUGGCGGAAACGCCAUCUUCGGGUACACCGACGCCAAUGAGGACCAGCAACUGGAAUUGGACUCCAUGAUCUUUAACACCUUCGUGUGGAUGCAGAUCUUCAACGAGUUCAACAACCGUCGCCUCGAUAACAAGUUCAACAUCUUCGAAGGCGUCCACCGCAACGUCUUCUUCAUCGUCAUCAACUGCAUCAUGGUCGGUGCCCAGGUUGCCAUUAUCUACGUUGGUGGCCAGGCUUUCCGCAUCACGCCCGGUGGCAUCAGCGCCGAGCACUGGGGUGUCUCCGUCGUCAUCGCCUCCCUCUCGCUCCCCAUGGCCGUCCUGGUCCGUCUGUUCCCCGACGCCUGGUUCGAGAAGAUUGCGAAGACCGUUGGACGCCCUGUCGUCAUCGUCUACCGCGCUCUGUCCAAGUUCUUCGGCGCCGUCGGCGCCGUCUUCCGUCGCAAGAAGACCACCGACGCGGAGUCCGCUUCCACCGACGAGAACGCCGCGUCUGGCUCUGAAAAGGGCGAGUCCAAGGCCGUCGCUGCUCCCGAGAUCGUCAUCUCCACCCAGCCCGAGGACACCACCAACAACAACACCAGAGACGUCGAGAAGGGACGCUGA